This is a messenger RNA of Laetiporus sulphureus 93-53, 1147 nucleotides long. Its product is annotated as GroES-like protein. The transcript has 5 exons. NCBI's taxonomy places the organism in Eukaryota, Fungi, Basidiomycota, Agaricomycetes, Polyporales, Laetiporaceae. Gene Ontology annotation, molecular function: oxidoreductase activity, acting on NAD(P)H. The record is from RefSeq and is a predicted model, not a curated record. Bases 68 to 1147 code for a protein of 359 amino acids.
AUACGCAUCAAUUUCCCCACAUCGCAGCAAUUACAUCAUUUACUGGAUUAUAACAUAGUCCGUCACCAUGUCCGCCAUACUUCCGACGACGCAGAAAGCUCUCCUGCUUACUGCCAAGCAGGGCACCUUUGCCCUCAAAACCAUCCCUAUUCACACCCCAGGCUCUGGAGAGCUAUUGCUCAAGGUCCAGGCCGUCGCACUCAACCCCGUCGACUGGAAAAUCCGCGCGAAUGGCAUCAUCGUGCGUGACUAUCCCGCCGUGCUGGGGAUGGAUAUUUCUGGCACGGUGGAGGUUGUAGGCGGGGACGUGCACGGAUUCGAACGGGGUGACCGAGUGGUCACCCAGGGCUUCCUGACUAAUACUCACGCAGGCUUUCAACAGUACACGCUCGCGAAUGCAGAUAUCACAGCCAAGAUUCCGGAGAAACUGUCCUUCGAUGCAGCUGCCAGUAUUCCCACCGGGCUCGUCACCGCCGCACUUGGGCUGUAUACUAGCGUCAUUCCCGCUGGCGUAGACUAUGGGAGUGCUGGACUUCACCCGCCUUGGGAGGAGGGCGGACGGGGCAAGUACGCUGGGACACCGAUAAUAGUCUUGGGAGCUUCCGGGUCCGUGGGCCAAUUCGCGCUUCAGUUAGCAAGACUGUCCGGGUUCUCACCUAUCCUUGCGACCGCAUCCCUUUACCCCGAGACCGUCUCAAACCUGCAUACUCUCGGAGCCACACAUAUCCUCGACAGGCGACUUCCCCUAUCCGCACUACGAGAUGCGAUUGCCCAGGUCACCUCUGCCGAAUUCCCGGUAGUCUUCGACGGGGCCUCUCUUCCGGAGACUCAAGCGCUCGGCUACGAGCUGCUCGCACCGGGCGGGUGUCUCGUCACUGUGCUCUAUCCGCAGGUCGGACAGAAUGAACGGGCGCAAGACGGAAAGCGUGUCGUUAAGGCAUUUGGACAGGCGAACUUCCCACCGGAGAACAGAGAGAUAGGGAGGAAGCUUUUCGGACAUCUGACAGCUUUCCUGCAGGAAGGUAUCAUAAAUCGCGUCGAGCUCCUCUCGUUGGGCUUGGAGGGCGUUGAAACUGGCCUUGAGCGGAUGCGCAAGGGAGAGAUGAGUGGCGUCAAGCUUGUAACGAGGCCGCAGGAGACAGAAUAA